CGCGGCGACUGUGCUUUCGAGAGUCGCGCGGCGCGAGAGCGGAGCAGAGCAAGAGCAGCAGCUGCGCCAUGGAGAAGGUAGGCUAGGUGCGAGGCUAAAAGACUGGCUGAAGUCGAACCGUGUCUGCAACUUUGGCAGCCCGGAAGGCGGGGCGCGCAUGCGCAUGCAUGUGAGAGAUAGCUCGUCGGCGAAGGCAUUCGUACUGAGGCCAGUAGCUAGAGGCAGAGCAGCAGCAGGCUGCACGGGCUGAAGCCAGGCAGGAGGCACCGCCUGUGCUUGUGGUGUGCUCUCUCGAGUAGUAGUUCCUCAUCUCUUUCUCUCGCUUACGUUCGGUCUGUCUUUCACUCGGUUUCUCGGGUCGUGCUCUCUGCUAGCUAGCAGACGACUUGAGAGAGGACGGACGGACGACGACAUGCUGCCGAGAGCUGCUUGUUGUUGGCUGCAAGUUGCUGUUAGAAUUUAAUUGAAAGCUGGGUGUGCUCGCGUGUGUCGAGCGAGUGUAGCUGUUGUGAUAGUUGGUGAUACCUACGGACGACCGUACGGCGGUCGUAUCUGACAGAAGAAGAAGCGGAGGAGAGGAGCGAAUCGUCGCAAGAGGAGAAGGAAGCUCGUCGGGCGGGCGAGAAGAUCGCGAUAGUAGCGAAGCCAAGUGCGAGAAUAGAGCUGCAGUUUGCAGAGCUCGAGCACGGCAGAAGUGAAUAGUGCGACGGUGGUCAUAGCAGCAGCAGAAGUGUUGUCGGUGGUGGUGGUGGUGCGUGUGCAAGUGGUGUUGGAGGCGACCAGCAGUGGGAGAAGUUGGCGAGCAGCAGUCGAAGGGUGGCGGAGGGAGGCGGAGGCGCUGCUGCUGCGGGAGCGAAGGGCGCCGCGGUCGGCUCUGCCUCCGAAGAGGAAGACGAGCAGCCUCAGCGGCAACCUGCACCGGCGGCGCCGCCUGCUGCUCCCGCCGCCGCUGGUGGUGCUGCUGCCGAGGAGGCGGCGCCCUCGCUCGCUUGCCUCUCUUGUGUCAUGGGGUGCUUCGGCAGCCAAAGCAGCAAAGCGAGCCAGGAUGAUACCAAGAAUCAGAAGAGGCGCUCCGACGCCAUCACACGACAGCUGCAGAAGGACAAGCAGGUCUACAGGGCCACCCACAGGCUACUAUUGCUUGGUGCGGGCGAGUCCGGCAAAAGUACAAUCGUCAAGCAGAUGAGGAUACUCCACGUGAACGGCUUCAGCGAGGCGGAGAAGCGUCAGAAAAUCGAGGACAUUAAGAAGAACAUCAGGGAUGCUAUUUUGACGAUAGUCAGCGCCAUGAGCACCCUGACGCCGCCCGUCACGCUCGAGGAUCCGGUACACCAGAGCAAAGUCGACUAUGUACUCGACGUCUCGUCUUCCCCGGACUUCGAUUAUCCUCCGGAGUUUUAUGAAUUAGUCGAGGCCUUGUGGAAGGACCGAGGCGUGCAGCAGAGUUUCGAGAGGAGCAACGAGUAUCAGCUCAUUGACUGCGCCAAAUAUUUCCUAGAUAAAGUAGCCAUCGUGAAGCAACCCGACUACACGCCCACGGAACAGGACAUACUCAGGUGUCGCGUUCUCACAUCGGGCAUCUUCGAAACGCGAUUUCAAGUGGAUAAAGUUAACUUUCACAUGUUCGACGUCGGCGGACAGAGAGACGAGCGAAGAAAAUGGAUUCAGUGCUUCAACGACGUGACGGCCAUCAUCUUCGUGACGGCUUGCAGCAGCUAUAACAUGGUGCUGAGAGAGGACCCGACGAAGCUCAGACUCCGGGAGAGUCUGGAUCUCUUCAAAAGCAUCUGGAACAAUCGAUGGCUCCGCACAAUAUCAGUAAUCUUGUUCCUAAACAAGCAAGAUCUGCUUGCGGAGAAGGUAAAGGCGGGCAAGCACAAAUUGGAAGAUUAUUUUCCGGAAUUCGCGAGGUAUCAGACGCCGGUGGAGCCAGGCGUCGUAACGGACCCCUCGGAACCACCCGACGUCAUACGGGCCAAGUACUUCAUUAGAGACGAAUUUCUUCGCAUAAGUACGGCAAGCGGCGACGGCAAGCACUACUGCUAUCCGCACUUCACGUGCGCCGUCGACACGGAGAACAUCAAGCGAGUGUUCAACGACUGCCGGGACAUAAUCCAGCGGAUGCAUCUGCGCCAGUACGAGUUGUUGUGACUUGGCAGUCUGCAAGCUGCUGCUGCUGCUGCUGCUACUACUGCUGCUGCUGCUGCUGCUGCUGCGUUCUGUCGCCGUCGUCGCCGACGUCGUCGCCAUCGUCACCUAUUGCCGGUGUCGUCGUCGUCGUCGUCGUCGUCUCUAGCCUGUAAAAGAGCUAGCGAGCAAGAGGACAAGACAACAAGCAGAGAAGGAAGGAGAAUAAGAGAGCUGGAGACAAGUGUGUGUCCUCCAGUCAACCACAUGCUACCGCUACUGCUAGCCGUCGUCGACCUCGUCAAUCGCGUCCUUAUUGUCGUCGUCAUCGUCGUCGACGACGUCGUCCGGUCGAUGCCGAAGUGCCCUGUCGUCGCCAUGAGAGAAAUACAAGGGCAAAAUAACAAAAUAAAAAUAAAUCAUACAAACGAUCGGACAAAGUGUGCGCAUUCAACAUUCACACACACAAACACACACAUUUACGCUACAAUUUACACGUGCUGCAUUCGAGUGUUGAUGAAUGAAUGUGUAAGUGAGAGAGUGAGAGAGAGAAUGAAUUGUUCGUUGAGAGAGGACUCGUUCGUCGAUUAUGAUGAUGCUGCUGAUGAUGAUAAUGAUACCCUUAUUCCCACCCAAAAGUAUGCGAGUAUUAGAUGCUGAAUUUACUGUCUGUUUCCCAGUAGGUACAAACACCAUCUCCUUAAUACACGUAGACAAACGAUAUAACAUACUUACACACACAUACACACACACACACACAUACACACACACAUAGAUAAACGUAAAGGAAAAACAAACUUCUCGUCAGAAUUUCCGUCGAUCUUCGUUUAUCGGAUCCUUUUUUUACUGACGACCGCUUCCCCACGUCGCGAGCGCGCAUUAUUACUUUUGUACAGUUGUGACCGUUAUUUGUCUAUAACAUUUACAUUCACGCACGCGUACACGUACAAGGGAAUCUCUUUCGGUUUCAAAUUCAUGUACAUGUAAACACGACAUUAAACACACACGUAUAUACAUACACACGCGUAGUCUCUCAGCUACCACCUUUUUACGAGAAGAGUAUUUUGUGAGAUUUUACAGUAUUUCGAAGAGCGUUUUAAUUGUAAUAACUAUCUAUUUGUAAGCUGGCGCUUGCGCAAUUCACAACUUCGCUCUUUCGCCAUAUUAUUCUCUCUGAUUGUGAGGAACGAUAUCGACGAUCAUAUGCGUUCGUUUCUCGCCGACUCUGACAAUCGAAUUCUGUAAUGUGUAUAAACAAUAAUUAGCGAGUAUAUUCAAUCAAUUUAGUUUUCUCUUUUUUUUUAUGAUUAUGCUUUUUUAUCGUUGCCUUGUUUUUUUUAUUUUUAAUAUGUUGUUUAAUGUAUCGAGUCUCGUUGUUUAUACCCGGUGAUUUCAUCAUUCGAUCAUGGUGCAAUAAUAUACUGUUUUAAAUGACGCUUUUUAUUCGUCUCUCGUUGGAUCGUUAGACGACUUUUAUUUUGUAUUUAUUAUUUCGACUCCCACUUCUUUACUCUGUACGGAACGAACGAAUAAAAUUGUGAACAAAAUUUAUUGCGGCAUUUAGAUGCGUACAACCGGUGAAAUUUGCUCUCACUAAUUGUCGAUAUCGUUUUCUUUUGUAAUGGUCAGUGUGUUGUUUUGUUCUUCGCUUUUCAAACGCAACAGUGCGCAACAUUGGCUACAUCGAGCGAAAGAGUCAAAGAUGUAUGUGCAAGCGUCAGUGUGGAAGGAAGACAGCGUCGUUUUAUUUUUGUUUGUUGAAAGAGGUUUAAGUUUGAUUAAUUGAAGAAGCAAAGUAUCAUUUAUUUCGUUGUUUGUUAUAAUUUUUUCAGAGUAUAUGAAAGUAUCAUUGAUUUUUACUUAUCAAUGUGUAUAUCAAAGUAAAUGUUUCAGUUGUUUGUACCUCAUUUUACUGUAAUAAAAACAGAAUCCUUGAGAAAAACAAUUAUUCCGCAUUGUCAUGUGAUUUGUUGAACCCUUGUCGAUAAAUACGGAAAAAAACAUAGUUAUCAACGUCAAUUACUGGCACACUUAAUGCGACUGAAACAUUUACUUUUAGCACACACGCAGAGAAAGAUUGCGAUUCUUCGAUUGUUGUAUGAGAAAAAAAAUCAUUGCAAGACUGUUUUCAAUGUUUAGAAACUUUUGAAAGAUAACUAAAGAAACCAAGAGGAAAAAUCAAUAACUUUCCUGUAAUUAAUCUCGUCACAAAUAUUUCGCGCAACUUUUUACCGAUUCUUUCAAACAAUUUUUCAUAAUUCAGACCACUAAGUUCUCGCUUAUACAUAUAUAUAUUAUAUAGGAAGAUGCGAAUUUUUAAGAUUGUACAUUUCUCUCAGUGUGCAAUUUUCGAAGAAUUGAUCGAUAAACAAAGCAAAAUAAUAAUUAAACGAAAAAAAACACAAAAAUAUAAAACUGAGAGAAGAAUAAAACAAAAAACUAUAUUAAAGCUGUAUCGACUAGAUAGAAAAUGCAUAAGUCUCAUCCUUCCCUGAAUUUUAUUUGUUAUUGCGUGUUUAGAGAAAAGAACAAAAAAGUAACAACUUAUCGUCAAAAAAAAAAUUAUCACUUGUCGAUAGAUGACGAGCAACGAGUCGAUGCAAUGUGUCGAUUUGUUUAGAUAAUUUAAAUAGCCCAAGAAUACAAAAAAACGACAAAAAAAGACCGGAAUAUACGACGGGAAUCAAAUCAGUCUUCGUAAAAAACAAAGUAUAUAUACGUAUUAUAUAUAAAAAGCGAGAGAAACAAAAGAGAAUUGCGAGGGAUGUCUACAAUCGAACGACCGCUGCGGGAAAAAAGACAAUUAACAAAAAUAAAUAAAUAAAUAAAUAACCAGCGAGCAAAAAAAAACUUUUUUAUAGGUGCCAUUUUCAUGCGUGUAAGUAGCGCGUCAAAGUAUGAAUUCUACGUGUAUACGAAGGAAAGAGAGUUGCGUUAUAAUUAUAAAUAAAGUGAAACCUAAGAAGGACUGCUGCGAAACAUAUACGAUCGUGUUUCUAAUCUACUAUAGAUUGAAACAGAACAAAUAAAGAGGCAAAGGUUAAGAGAUGGAGGUGGAAAAUAUUUCAUUCUCAUUCUGUGAUGAUUGCAUGUUGGUAAAAGGAAGAAAGAGAGUAAUAAUAAUGAAGAGAGAGCAGCAUAAAGACGCAUUUUGUUUGCGAGUUAUUGCGAUACAGCCAUUUUCAUUUAACGCGAUAAAACUUUUAUUAAUUUAAGGAGACACUUAUUACACCGGUCAUCCCUUACGUUUUUUUAGCGCUGUCCAUGAGCAUCCAGUUUCGCGUACGCGCAACGUUGAUUUGUGCGACAAAUAAGUGUCUCCUUAACAAUUGCUGUGUUAUGAGCAAGAGAAAAAGAAGAGCAAAAGAAGAGCUGUGAGGAGGGAUGAAAAAAACGUAAUCUAACGAGACGUAGAUAACAAAAAAACAGUAAAUAAAUAAAGUAUGCGAGAUCCACACGCACUCUCAAGUAAUGUAUACUCUGCCAAGUUUUGCGGCAAAGUCUCUACCUGUCAUUCUUUCUCUCUUCACAUACACACAAAACGGAGAAUAAAAAUAAAAAGCGAAAAAAUUACAUACGUCAUCUUAUACACACAGUAAAAAGCUCCCCCCUCUCUCUUUAAAUAUAAAUAUAUAAAUUUAAAAGUUGAUGCGCGCGCGAAUCAACGCGCGUCAACGAUAAAAAUCAUGCAAAGAUCCGCAGUACGAUCAUUUAUAUAUACGCCCUGAAAGUUAAUUGUUUACCUUUGCUUUCGAGAGUAUUUUAAGAAGUUAUGUGUAUAAAUUAUAUGUGUAAUUACAAAAAAAAAAUGAAUAAUGAACAAUGAGGAACGUUUAAAGCGAUUAAAUGAACGAGUCGUUCAGUGAAUUUAUUACACUUUGCAAAACAUACACGACAUAUGAAAGGACACACACACGUACAUACUACCUUAUAUAUGUUUCGUAUUGUGCAAUACCGUUUGAUUUAAAUUCUGGAGACAGGGAUUUCUUUAUUUUUUCUUCCGAUUGAGUAAAAUAGCGCGAUGGUUUCUUGGGAUAAGAAUAAUAAAAAGUGAAGAAAUCAAAAGAAAGAUAUACGUCGGACGAGGAUUUCAGUGUAAAAGUUAUCGAAUAAAAAGUUUGAUUGAGAGUUUUAUUAAAAACUUAUAUAAGAAACAAAAAAAUAACACAACACGUUUAUCAUUUUUCUGCAAAAUCACAGAAUAUUUUAUUGACAAAGAGAAAUUCAUGAAGAGAGAUUAAGUAUGUUUUAGACGAAAUAAGAG
Phymastichus coffea is the source of this 6391-nucleotide messenger RNA. RefSeq names its product guanine nucleotide-binding protein G(s) subunit alpha (gene Galphas). The record is from RefSeq and is a predicted model, not a curated record. The coding region runs from base 1006 to 2151 and encodes 381 amino acids. Gene Ontology annotation, molecular function: G-protein beta/gamma-subunit complex binding; GTPase activity; GTP binding. Gene Ontology annotation, cellular component: heterotrimeric G-protein complex. NCBI's taxonomy places the organism in Eukaryota, Metazoa, Arthropoda, Insecta, Hymenoptera, Eulophidae. The transcript is spliced from 10 exons. Gene Ontology annotation, biological process: sensory perception of chemical stimulus; adenylate cyclase-activating dopamine receptor signaling pathway.